UUUCCAAUAGGAGCUUGGGCAUCUUGCGUCAACGUUCAAUACAGUCAGUCACACAAAACGAAAAAUAGUAGAGAAACCAAUUGGAUAACAAAAAAAAACAACAAAUAAUUCAUUUAAAAAAAGAUUCGGGUAAUUCCUGCAGCAUUUCAAAAUGUUCUUUGAUGUGCUCUAUGUGGUGCUGUCCUCCAUGUCAAGUGCCACAUAUAAUAUAGUGGCAGCGGUUUGGAAAAUCGAAGAGGCUUCAAUUCACUUCAUGAUGACUUGUUUUUUGUUCGGAUUGCGUUUGGUAUGCCAUCCUGUGCUGAUUUUGCCCAUGCUUAUUGGUGCGUUCUAUACUCUACGCAAUUUUUGGCAACGUCGUCGCCGACCUUUAAGCGGUAUUUCGGAUGGAUGUGCUUUAACCACCAAUGUCAUGUCACCCAAUCCACGGCCUUUUGGACGCAGCCCACGCCUACGUUCCUAUCGCAGUCUGGGCAAUAACACAACUCGCAGCUAUGACAGCUUUGAUGGAUCUGAAGAGGAGCGCCCUUUGAAUUAAAUGAUCCAAGUUUAUAUAUUUACUAUCACAUAUAAGAAAUUUGUCCGGA
Molecule: messenger RNA, 587 nt
Organism: Drosophila willistoni
Lineage: Eukaryota; Metazoa; Arthropoda; Insecta; Diptera; Drosophilidae
Exons: 2
Coding region: 152-538 (128 amino acids)
Source: RefSeq, a predicted model, not a curated record